Messenger RNA from Impatiens glandulifera, 483 nucleotides. RefSeq lists its product as uncharacterized. The transcript has a single exon. Lineage: Eukaryota; Viridiplantae; Streptophyta; Magnoliopsida; Ericales; Balsaminaceae. The record is from RefSeq and is a predicted model, not a curated record. Bases 1 to 483 code for a protein of 160 amino acids.
AUGAUCAAUAUUGGUCUUGGUAACUACUCUUCUAUGCAUCCUAUUAUUACUUCCCAAUCAUUGAAAACCCUCCAUGCUCCAUGUGGUUCUAUUAAUGGAUCACACUCUUUUAAUUUUCCCAUCCUAACUGCACUAUACCUAGAACAUCCCAUUUUUAAUGAUCCAGAUUGUGAAUUCUCAGAACUGUUUUCUGGGUGUCCAAACCUGAAGGAUCUGACUUUACACAAUUGUGAGAGUGGUUUGGAUGCUAUUAGUAUUGUGGGUAAAUAUCUAGAAAAACUGGAUAUUUCAGUUCAGUUAUGUCCCAUAGACUUUAAAAUUGUAAUUGAAGGGCCAAAACUUUAUGCACUCAAAUAUAAGGGAGAUGCUUUUGUCAGGAUCUUAGCUAACGUCCCCUCUAUGGAAAAGGUUGAUCUCAAUUGCUUUGUUCGUCAUGAUGGAAAAUGGCAAAAAAAGGGUUUUGAAUGUUAUUCAGAUGCUUAA